Daphnia carinata is the source of this 1000-nucleotide messenger RNA. RefSeq names its product dentin sialophosphoprotein-like. Lineage: Eukaryota; Metazoa; Arthropoda; Branchiopoda; Diplostraca; Daphniidae. The transcript is spliced from 3 exons. The record is from RefSeq and is a predicted model, not a curated record. The coding region runs from base 88 to 882 and encodes 264 amino acids.
UUAGAGAUUCCAGCAAAGUAUAAGUCUAUUAAGAUUUGUUGCUUUGCACUUACACUGCACCAACCUAGCUUUCGUUGUGUAUUCAAAAUGUUUCUGAAACUGUCCAUCGUCGUGUUGCUGUUGAGUAUCGCUUACGGUGCUAUGGGCGCCAGCGUUGCUGUCAACGUUACCGAUGCUGAGAUGUCUGAUAAAACCACAACUCUCCUCAAUUCAACUAUGGCAGUAAAUGCAAGUGAAAACAAUCUUAAGGCCCGUCAGGUCGACUUGUUGCAGUUGAAUGUCUCCGAUGCUUCUCUGAAUUCGACUGUAAAUACGACGCAUUUGAAUUCAUCAUCGUUGAUGGACACACGUGAAUCUGGCGACGAUGGGAUAGUUCUUGGUUCAGGCAAUUCUUCUGAUCCUAGUAAUUCAUCUGAGUCGCCGUUGUUCCUUGAGCUCAACUCCACGACUGCCAAUACUGCGGAGGCGGAUAAUCUUACCACCCGGGCCGUUGCAGUUGAUGAAACACACAGCAACUCUAACUCUACCAACAAUGGAACAGUCAAUCCUUGGUCCGCACUACCGUUGUUCCGCAACUUAAACUCGUCUUUGCAUAACUCUUCCCUCCGCAAUUCUUCCGAUGCAUCCAAUUCGUCUCAGUCUACUCGUGAGGUUGGAUCUCCUAAACAGUCCAUUGACUCUGGUGCUGAAGAGGGUUUGCUCGAUGACGAGAAUUCCAGCAAUGGCACCGAGAAAGCUGAUCACCUACUGAACGACUCCAGUGACAGUGGAGAUGAUGAUGAAGACGAUGGAAAAGGAUCAACCAAGAAGCCUUGCACAACCGUUUCCUGUUUUAUUAGCCGCGGUUGUAGCGAUACAUCUUGCUCUCAGGAAGACAACUGAUCGGUCGACGGAGAUCUGAUGGGAGCCAAAGUGUUCUACUUUAUGUCUACGUAUGUAAAAAAAAAUUAAAUGCAGUAUUAUUUUAAUCUAAUGUGCAGUACACAGUAUUUUAAAGCAA